UGAGAUUUGUUCGAAGGCGGGGAAAAGAGCCUGUAAGGUAAAGACCAGGGCAACACAACCUUACAAUUCAAACACGGAAAAGGAGACGUUUAACGUUUAAACUUAUAGAAAUCAACACAAUGUCGAAAAGGAAGAACACAGUUAAAGCUCCUAUAUCCAGAAUCAAGGACGACUCCAGGAUAAUGUUGGCUCAUGAAUCCAUGGUGGAUUUUAUCAAGGCCACAGCCAACCCCAUGCAUCAACACCAUGCUGCAGACUCCUUCAUGAAUGUCCUGACCUCUGGCAUGUUUGAUUUUAGGUCUUAUAACCUGGAGGAUGACCUCAUAUAUUCAGAUGAUGAUAAUGAUGAAGGUGUUGCUGCUACAAGGCUUUUGGAGCCACAUCCACGAAUUAGACAACUCACCGAAGAGGAGGCUGAGAAACACGCAGCAGAAUUGAUAGCAGAAGAAGAGCGACGUAAGGAGAAAACAGAAAAGAACAAGCGUAAAAAAAUGCGUAAAAAAGAAAAGAAGCGAUUAAAAAAAGAGAACGCAGUUCAAAACAAUUUACCUGAGGAAGAACAAGGCAAAUCUGACUCUGACUCAGAGAAUGAAGAAGAAAAUCCUAUUAUUCAAAGUAACAUAGAAGCAAAUGAAGAGGAACAAACUCAACAUGCAACUGCAGGUGCUGAAUGUGAUGAAAGCAGUGGUGAGAAUAAUAAUAAUAAAGAAGAAGAAGAAAUUCAGGUGAAGAUAAUUGAGGAAGAUGAGGAUGAGAAGGAGUUGGAUUUCAAUAAUUCAUAUGCUCGUUUGCCUGAAUUUGAAUCUGAGGCGACGUGUAACCAGGAGCCUCCAGAAAGAGAAAAGGAGGAAAAAAAUGAAUUAACGGUGGUUCAGAUGCACAAAGAGGAAAAGCCAAAAUUUGUGGGGAAAAAAGCUGAAGUUAAAAAGAAAGAUGAACCUGAUGAAGAGAAAUCCAUUGAUUCCACUCUGGAGGAGUUUGCAAAGAGAAGCAGAGAGCUGGCUCGUUCAGGGAAUCGUCUGGCCGCCUCUGGUCAGUAUGACAUGGCGGUGAAGUGCUUCACUGAUGCCAUUAAAUUCAACCCAAAGGAAUUCCGGUUGUUUGGAAAUCGCUCGCUGUGUUACGAACGAAUGCAGCAGCAUGAAAAGGCUCUGAGAGACGCUGAUGUGGCUCUGUCCAUGGAGCCAGACUGGAUCAAAGGUUUAUUCAGGAAAGGCAAAGCUCUGUGUGGGCUCAAGAAAUACUAUGAAGCCUCGCUGGUUUACAGGGCAGUGCUGAACCUGGAGCCUUCAAGUGCUGAAGCUGCACAGGAGCUGAAACGAGCACAGACGUUACACCUCAUGGAAAUGGGCUUCUCCUGGGCUCAGAGCAACGAGGCAUUGAAAGUUCACGCCACAUUAGAGGACGCUGUGGAAGCUCUGUUUGGAGGCGUCAAUCAUCAGGAUCCUGCAGAUACUGGUGCCAGCAGAGACAACGUGGUCCAACCACUGGUGAGGGAGGAACAGGGUCAGGAUGGAGAGUGGACUGUCCUUCAAUCAAACCGCACAAGAAUGCAGCACGUCAAAGAAUUUGAUGCUCUGGUUCCAAGCAGAUCAAAAUCUCAAUCACCAACUCAUCCUGUAAAGAAUCCUGGGAAACUGGAGCAUUUCUCAAUCUGGGUCGGAUCCUUGUCUCCCACCGUCACUUACCCAGCACUUCACGAGCUCUUCAGCAGAGUUGGAGCCGUUCACGGCAUUAAGAUGCUGCUGGAGCAUCAGUGUGCGUUUGUGCAUUACAUCAGGAAAGAAGACUGUGACCGAGCCAUCCAGUCUUUUAACGGAAUUGUGUUUGAGGGAACUCCUCUGUCUGUGCGGUAUCCCAUCAAAGGCCACAAUGACUCCUAUUCACGCGCUGGUCCGUACAAGAAGGAGUGUUUUUUCUGGAGGACGUCGGGCUGCACGAGGCAGGACUGCACCUUCAGACACGUCCCCGAGCACAAGAACAUCGACCGCGUCAAGUUCACCAGCAGACUGGGACAAUUCUAACACGUACCAGCCGUUCUUCUUCUUCUUCUGUGGUGUUUGUCAUUGUUCAUGUGCCUUUUAAAAAAAAAAAAAUUUAUAAUUACUCCAGGGAUUAUUUGUGAUCUAAUCUGUUUAAAGAUUUCGUCAAAGUGCUUAUUAGUUGUUUCUUUUAUUUAAAUUUAAUGCAAUUUUAACAGAUUUUUCUGUUUGACUAUAAUUUAAUAGUUAUAUAAUAGAGAUUAUUAUUAUUAUAAUAAUCUCUUAUCGCUCAACUUUGGGGCAACAAACUGAUCUGCUUUCAUUUUUAAAGGCUGUGAUUAAGUAGUUACACUAAAGGCACAUUUAAUAUGCCAUGUUUAUGUUUAUCUUGUGCUGUGAUCAGACUGCAGGGGGCGCUGUGUUUGUUAGGGUUAGUGUCAAUAGCUUGGACACCGACUGUCACACAGUAAGUGCAGACUAAAGCAGAGUCUAGGCUAAAGCAGGAUUUAGGAUUGUUUAAGCUUCACUGUGUCAUUCUGAGACAUUGCAGAAUAAUCCUCUCCACAGGCGGUGAGACAGUCAGAGAGACAGUCUGUCUCUCUGACUGUCUCUCUUUUCUGCUUAAAGCUCUGCACGGUUCACACCUGUGUCACUUCUGUGACUGUUUGGGAUAAUUACACUGAAAAUGAGCAGCAGUUCAAACAUGUCAGUGUGUGGAUUAAAACACCAAAGUUCUAUACUUAUUUAAUCCUAAAGGGACAUAGUUUUCUUCUUUCUAAUGUUUGAUGUAAUGAGUGUUUUUAAGCAGAUGAAGUCGUCUCUGUGUGAACUGCAGCUUUUCUUCAUGUUAAAGUGGCAACAGUCAGAAUUAAGCAGCGUACCAAUCGUUUGUCUGGAAGAUGUUUAGCCGGGAUUUUGAGUGUUUGAACACAUGGGCUUUCUUUCUUUCUUUCUUUCU
Solea solea (common sole) is the source of this 2940-nucleotide messenger RNA. RefSeq lists its product as uncharacterized. Bases 120 to 2024 code for a protein of 634 amino acids. Lineage: Eukaryota; Metazoa; Chordata; Actinopteri; Pleuronectiformes; Soleidae. Gene Ontology annotation, molecular function: protein binding; metal ion binding; RNA binding. The transcript has 18 exons. The record is from RefSeq and is a predicted model, not a curated record.